Messenger RNA from Arachis duranensis, 768 nucleotides. RefSeq lists its product as uncharacterized. The record is from RefSeq and is a predicted model, not a curated record. Bases 1 to 768 code for a protein of 255 amino acids. NCBI's taxonomy places the organism in Eukaryota, Viridiplantae, Streptophyta, Magnoliopsida, Fabales, Fabaceae. The transcript is spliced from 6 exons.
AUGUGCAUAAUUUUCCAGAAGGCUCGAUUUUACUUCAAAGUGAGUGAUAACUUGGCCAAACGAUUUUUGCUCCAAUCGCUUGGCAGAAAAUGGAGGGAACAUAGGAUAAAACUUUGGAAUGAUUUUUAUGAUCCGAGAUUGAGUAAAACCGAGAUCACAAAUAAUACACCAGAAGAUAUUGCUCCUGAUCAAUUGGCUUUAUUCGUAGAAUAUCGUUUGAAGCCUGAAACUCAAACAGAAGAGACGGGAAUAGAAGUUAGUAGGGUUCAAAUGUGGGACAUCAUUCACAAGAAAAUAUAUAGAAGUUAUGUUAAUGAAAAGGCUAAAGAAAUAGCUGAGAAGAUUAAAGUACAUAGUAGCCAACAAUCGAUGGAAUCAACUGUUAAUUCUCCUCUUGAUGCUCUUGGAGUAGUUUUUGGGAAAGAGCACCUUUGUCGUGUUCGAGGUUUAGGUAUGGGAGUUGUUCCAACAGUUGCUUUCAAGAACAAUACUACAAGGAUUAGUCAAAUGAAUUUAGAUUCUUCAAAUGAUGCUGGCACAUCAUCUACUUGUAGUCCAAAUGUGCAAGAAGAAUUGGAUACCGUUAAAGCGCAAUUGCAAGCGCUAGUCUCUUAUAUUGCUUCUAAGGAAGGAGUUGUAAUGCUUGGAAACAAUGUUGAUACAAAAAGUAUUACAACAAUAAUAGGUGGAUUGGAUCAGGAGAGUGAGAUUCCAUCACCAAAAGAGUUAGGAAGUAGGUCUUUUGGAGCAAGCAACAAGGAAGCAUGA